AUGCUACAAUCUUCAUGAGUCCUUCAAAGUAUAUGUUCUAAUUACUUAUCCUUGCCAUUUACCCAGGUGACGCGUUAGUUCCUUAUAUUCAUAAUCAAUAUUUAAGCUAGGAUCAUGGGUGGCUACAGGUUUGGUGUUACCGAUUUAUGAAGUGAGAACUUACGAAAAAAUUUAAUCUAAGUUGUUAGUAGACAUGAGUUUAUUUGUUACUCCUGGUAAUAAAUAUUAUCUAUGAUUCUUAGUUGCAGGUACUUCAGGAGUGUACAUUGGUUGGAAAAUGAUUCUAUAAGCUACCAUUUUGUAUCUAUAAACACCAUGGCUUAUCCUUUUAGAGAUAUUACGAAUGAAAGUCAAUUCUCAAGUUGUGUUCAAGGGCGCAGUAGUUGUGGAUCGAAUGUGACAGGAGGAGAAAACAUUUGUAGUGUAGCAGAUUCUAAUCCAGUAGGGCCACAUGUAGUUAGUGGUACAAAAAUUUUGGGGAAGAGGUCAAAUCGUGGACGUGCAAUACGAAAGCCCAAUUUGCAACGAGCAAAGAGGAGGAUCACAAUGAUGAGUGAGUGUAAUGAAGAGUCUGGCUCGCGGCCAAUGACGCAGGGAGUGCAGCCAAAAUUUGACAACCGUAAUUUGCUCUUUGAUGUGGCUGAGUUUCAAUCCUAUAUUGAUCUAGGUGAUAUGAAUAUGGCAUGUAAGUAUUGUGGAGCUAUCCUUUGGUAUCACGAGAGAUCUGUAAAAGCUCAAAAAUCCGCUUCGCCGGAUUUCUCCAUAUGUUGUAUGAAGGGAAAAGUUAUGCUACCCUAUUUGGCAGAUUGUCCCGAAUUACUGUCUAACUUACUGAGGAAUACUGAUACAAGGAGUCGUCAUUUUCUGGAUAAUAUCAGGUCUUACAAUAGCAUGUUUGCAUUCACAUCUAUUGGUGGCAAAGUGGAUUGUGGUUUGAAUGAUGGUCGUGGCCCUCCGCAAUUUGUUAUUAGUGGACAAAAUUAUCACCGUAUUGGUAGCUUAGUUCCAACUGAAGGUGACAACCCCAAAUUUGCUCAGUUAUACAUAUAUGAUACAAAAAACGAAGUUCAGAAUAGAAUGAGUCAUUUCAGUGAUUCUUGUGGCAAAUGUACACUUGAAAGCAAUUUAGUGGUGGAUUUGAUUAGAAUGAUUGAUGAGCAUAAUGUUUUAGCCAAAUCUUUUAGAAGGGUACGAGAUCAUGUUGAAUCACAUGAUUCCACUGAAGUUGCAUUAAGGUUGUUUAGGAGUCGUGUGUAUGACUCUAACACAUACAAUCUCCCAAGUGUAGAUGAAGUUGCAGCAUUAAUUGUUGGUGACUUUGAUAGUUCUGAUUGUGGACGUGUAUUAUACUUCGAUCAAUAAG
This is a messenger RNA of Lotus japonicus, 1363 nucleotides long. RefSeq lists its product as uncharacterized. NCBI's taxonomy places the organism in Eukaryota, Viridiplantae, Streptophyta, Magnoliopsida, Fabales, Fabaceae. Bases 232 to 1362 code for a protein of 376 amino acids. The transcript is spliced from 7 exons. The record is from RefSeq and is a predicted model, not a curated record.